GUUGCCUGCUCAGUCAGUACAAGUGAAAGGUUCUAAUGAAAAUUUACUUUGUGAAAUAAAUAUUUUUAUUGUUAUUGAAACUGUCAAAUGACGUGUUGUUAAAACUCUUAUAUCGUUUUAUUCAAUUUUCCUUUUAGUGUUUUUUUUUUUGUAUUACUCAAGAAAAUUAUUUAUAUAUUUUAAAGAUGGACCACAGUCAUCAUCAUAUGAUGUCAGAAAGUACAACAGCAGCGCCACCAAUGAUGGUUCACGACCAUAUGGAUCAUGAUUCACAUGCCCAUGCCCAUGUUGGCCUCCAUGAACAUCCUGGAAGUGGUGGAGAUGGUGAUGGAUGUUCUGGACAUAAUAUGAUGAUGUGGUUUCAUACUGGGUAUUGUGAAACUGUAUUAUUUGAAAGUUGGAAAAUUACAUCACAAGGUGGACUUAUUGGAUCAAUGAUUGGUAUAUUUUUUAUGGCAGCCUUAUAUGAAGGUCUUAAAUAUUACAGAGAAUAUUUAUUUUGGAAAACAUACAAUGCCUUACAAUAUCGUUCAGUAACAUUCCCAUCUGAUAAGAAAGCUGUUGCAGAUGACACAGUUAUUGCUCAACCAUCAAUGAUCAGUUGGAUCCAUGCAUUUCAAACGGUAUUACAUGUGGUACAAAUAGUGUUAUCGUAUUUCCUAAUGUUAAUCUUCAUGACUUACAAUAUAUGGUUAUGUGCAGCCGUUGUAAUAGGGGCAGCUGUUGGUUACUUCCUGUUUGGAUGGAAAAAAUCAGUCAUUGUUGAUGUUACAGAACAUUGUCAUUAACACUUAGCGCAACAAUAAUAUUAUCCAACAGAAAAACGAACUGAAUUUUUAUUAUAUAGACAAAAAGAUAUAUAACUUAUAUGAUUAAUAAAAUAUUAUUUUAUCGAUAAACUUUACAAGAAAUGACGCAUGCACAAACACUUAUACAUGGUUAUGAUAUCGGAUAAGAAAAACCUCCAUUCCAGUGGACAAUAUAUUGAUGACGAAGAAAUAAUGGGUGGUUUUGUUUGUUUUGUUUUUUGAGCUGAGUAUUAAAAGUAAUUUGUUGUCUUCAUGCAAAUCAAAAAGACACUUUGAUUUUUUUUAUACUUAUUUUUGUUGUAAACUACUUUGUGUAUUUGUAAUUUUUUCUUUUGUAUUAUACGUUAUUUUGUUCUUCUCUU
Molecule: messenger RNA, 1171 nt
Organism: Chrysoperla carnea
Lineage: Eukaryota; Metazoa; Arthropoda; Insecta; Neuroptera; Chrysopidae
Gene: Ctr1A
Product: high affinity copper uptake protein 1
Exons: 5
Coding region: 186-788 (200 amino acids)
Biological process (GO): copper ion transmembrane transport
Cellular component (GO): membrane
Molecular function (GO): copper ion transmembrane transporter activity
Source: RefSeq, a predicted model, not a curated record